AUGUCUAAAACUCUUGUAUUCUUCUUCCACGAAAGAUUUGAAAGCUCUCAAGCCAAUCGUUCCAUGAUAAAGGCCUUGUCAACUCUUGACAAUAUUGAAAUUGUAAACAUGCAUCAAAUAUUUACUGAAAAUGGUAACAAGUUUGAUUCCAAUUCAGAUAUUCAAAGACUUUUGAAUGCAGACAGAAUUAUCUUUCAAUUUCCAAUCCAAUGGUACUCAAUGCCAGCUUUUAUGAAACAAUGGAUUGAUGAAACCUUUACUAGAAUGUACUAUAUUCGAUAUGGAGAGGAAGGAUUGAAAAUGGAGGGAAAGAAAUUUAUGAUAUCUGUUACUGCUGGUAAUUUUGAGGAGGCAUACACUCCACAAGGUCAGAAUUUGAUUCCACUCGAUGACUUGUUGAAUCCAUUGAAAGCUCUCGCUCACAGAUGUAAAUUACAAUGGAGUGAACCAUUCAUUUCCUAUCGUGCCAAUAAGAAAUCAGUUGAAGAAUUGGAAGAAACUGCCGAACAAUAUCGUCAAUUUGUUUCCAAAUGGAUGGAAAAGUAUUAA
Molecule: messenger RNA, 549 nt
Organism: Naegleria gruberi
Lineage: Eukaryota; Heterolobosea; Eutetramitea; Acrasida; Naegleriidae
Exons: 1
Coding region: 1-549 (182 amino acids)
Biological process (GO): positive regulation of ion transmembrane transporter activity
Molecular function (GO): FMN binding; NAD(P)H dehydrogenase (quinone) activity; electron transfer activity
Source: RefSeq, a predicted model, not a curated record